Molecule: messenger RNA, 807 nt
Organism: Helianthus annuus (common sunflower)
Lineage: Eukaryota; Viridiplantae; Streptophyta; Magnoliopsida; Asterales; Asteraceae
Exons: 3
Coding region: 307-807 (166 amino acids)
Source: RefSeq, a predicted model, not a curated record
GAUGUUAUGUCGCAAUUUUACCCCCUGCCGUCAAAUAAGUUAACAGAUCUGUUAAAUGGAAUGUGAAAUUACUAUGUUACCCUUUCAUAUUACCCCAUAUGGUUUGUUCUACUCUACAAUAUUACCCCCUCUCUCAUAAGCCCUCCACCACCACCAUCAACCACCACUGCCACCACCUAUCACCACCACCAUCUCCCCCACCAACCACCACUUCUAAUUGAGCACAUUUUUCAGAAUUCUUUCCAUCCACAUUGAUAUUUAACUCUUUUUGUUCAGAAUGCUUUAUCCAGUCCAUUUUGGAGGCAAAUGGAACCGCUUUUUGGUUUUGUAUCUGAUGUGGACAUGUCCUGUUUAAAGCAACAGGGAAUCACUCACUCCAAUAUUAACACAAUAAACUCAGUUCAUCAAGACAAUUAUAGUUCUGGUACACUUCCUAACGGAACAGAAAACAGAAGCAUUGAACCAACCGUUGGUGCGGAGGGAAUUCCCCUUAGUCAGAGACUACUUUCUGCCAUAAUUUUCGAAGAAGGAAAUGACGGGCUUCCUUUUAGUGGGAACAAUGAAAACAAAUUUAAUGUUUAUAGAUCUUCAUUUGAGUUUGAAACAGAUGUAGAGCCAAAUGCCGUCAAUCAUCAAUCAUUGUAUGAAGCCAAAGAAAGUGCAAUAAUUUUUAACGCAAAACACUUUCGUUUUGGCCAGCCUGAUCUACCAUGUAACGGGAAUGAAGACAUUAGUGGAGAAAUCCGCCGACUUGGAGAAAAACAUCGUGAACAGAGGAGAGUAGAAGAUGUGAAGGAUCACAGUUGA